AUGAAUAGUUUUCAAGUAUAUAUUGUCAUUAUAAGUACAUUGAUCAAUAAAAACAACAAACCUGAACAAGCUGAAAUAGAUAUAAUGAUUAUUAACCUCCAAAUGAAUAAUGUAUUAAGAAAUGAUCAUGAUUAUUACAUUAUUAGUAUUAAAAUAGUCGACGAUCGACGCGAUAGUGGUGUUUGUUUGGUUUCGAGCAAUGUCAAAGCAGAUUGUUGUAACAGUGUUGUAGGAGUAACCUAUCACUGUGGUGGUAGUGCCUACAAGAACUCGCUACUCGUCAAGUAUAAUUGUAGAUCUCCUGUACUCGGACAGGAGGAUGGUGUAGAUAUGUGUGAACGUUGUCAAUCGGCACCAACAGGUUUCGGAAUCGUACUGGUUGUCUUUGCAUUCAUCGUUGUCUUUGCCGUGGUGGCCAUCGUCUACCGAUAUUGCAAGACGAGAAACCAAGUCAGAUACGACCGACUCAAAAACGAAAUAGAACCACUUUCAAAUACUCUAGAUAAAACUGUGGAUUAUUUUAACUUCAAAAAAAGAAACCCAAUCAUUUUAAAACAUAAUCAUUUCAAAAAUGAAAAGGUUAGCUUAUUAUUUAUUAAUAUUUAUUUUUUUUUCGGUGCUUUACCGACAACAACUAAUUGGAAUUCAAUUUCACCAUUGAUUCUUCAAAAUUUCACUGAUGGAUUACCUAAAAUACCAACUUCAGUGUUACAAGCAAACUUUAGUGGCUAUCCAGACAAUCCAUUUACAAUAUUCACUUUGGAUUUGAGCUCUAUGCCCGCCAAUGCAUGUGGACAAUCAUUGUCUCAAACAUCGGUGUUUCCUCAACAAGCUAUUGAGUAUGGUGGUGUCCAACAAGGUGCAUGUCGUGUUCUAAUCGAUGGUAACAUGAUUCAAUUGAUGAACAAACGUCAACCAGAUAACUCUGUUCCGGUGUCUGCCAAUCCUUCUUGGGUACAAUUCAGAUUCCCACUUCCCGACAAAGCAACACAUGGAACACCACAGAAAGUCAAAAUCUCGAUGGAUACACGUGGUGGCAACUAUGGUGUAACUUCAUUCGGUGGAAGUCCAUGCGGUCCACUAGGUUGUAAUAUUAGAACCGAAGGUCCAUGGGAUCCGCAAGCAAAAGCUGGAUACUAUAUUCUCUUGGGUACACCUGCAGAGCGUGGCGCAUCGUCUGGUUACACUAUUCUCGGUCCAUUCAGCGAUGAUCCCGUAAUUGACGUUCCAAUACCAACCGAAUACAAAACCGUCAAGGAACUUGAUGUAGUGGUAUUUGCAGUCAGUACCUAUCCCUAUAAUACAGGUUGUCCAUCAUCCGGUGCCUGCUAUAUCUACCUACACAAGAUUCUUAGAAUAGACACUGUCAGUCUAUAUAUGGGUAUUGACUUUACCUACAGUACCCUCCCACCAACCGGUCAUCCAAGAUUAUUCGGUAAUCAUUCCAGUUUCUGGGAAACUAAAGUCAAACCAUUCUGGGAAUUGGCUUGUGAUAACUAUGCACCUGGUGGAUUGUCUGUUCAUAACAUUCGUGAUGAUUGGGAAGUAAAUCUAUUCGGUGGUAGUAUUUGUAAGAAUAAUAGAUAUCCUUUCGAGACAAAUCCCGUUGUAAAGAACUACCUUCAAGGUACACUUAGCGCCGAUUUAAAUAUUAGAUUUAAAGAGGGAAGAAAUGCUCUCUUCCUUAUUAGAUUCCUUCAGUCUUGUUUCUACUUGCAACGAGCAGACUGUGUCUAUACCACUGACAAUCUAAAUACCCUUAUUCCAAAGGUUAUCGAUGGUGAACUCAAAUUUUGGAACAUAUGGGGUGUUUGGUACGAUGGUUACAGUGACGGAAGUGGAACGUUUGGAUUCGAUCUUGGAACACCUGCUCCUUUGAAAUUCUGGUCCACCUAUGUCGAUACUCUCUGGAACAAUUUAAAUAACACAAUAAUCACCAUGAUUGUCAACAAGAUGGAUGGUAGAGGAUUCGACUACCGUAGAGUCUAUAAAACUCAAGGUUGGGCUCUGUGGAAUGGAAACAAUUGGACUCCUGUACUUAGUUCUGGUGCUGUAUACUAUUCGGUUGUGCGUUGGUACGAGAAUGCUACACUGGCACAGGGUGUAAUGACUGAUAUGCUAUCGGUACUCUAUAGAACUCGUCAAUUCUUCUUGUCCGACGGUGUGUAUGUCGAGGGAUUGGCUCAUUAUACAACAAUGACUUGCGAUGGAUUUAUGGAAAUCGACUAUCUUAUCAACAGUGCGCUGGGAAUCCAUACAUUCGCUCUGGAUUGGAGUAUUUUCGAAAAGGUUCACAAAUGGGUUUUAGAUGCAAUCAUGACAGACUCGUUUACAAUGGAUUUUGGUGAUUCACAUUUUUCUCAGUAUGGAUCACUGACUCCAAUCUAUUCAAUGUACAUUCCCGAAAUCAUUGGUUACGGACAGCCUAUCAUAGACCCAUGUACCGUACUUAGAUUCUGGCUAUAUCAUUACUUUAGCUCUGGAUUGGAUCAAAACUUUGAUAACCACAAAGUAAUAGCGAGAAACUGGACACAAAUCACAAGUCAAUGUAAGUCAUUCAACGAUUCUGUAUCAUUCUAUCCGUUAGGUGGAAACGGUAUGUUCCGUAAUAAAGUCAAGGAAGUAAAUGCACCAAUGACUAGUCGUUCAAAGUUGGCAGAGUUUACAAAUCUUGCAAUGGAAGGGAAAUACAAUGGAUACCCACAUACAGAGAGUGAUUUUGGUGGUUUUAUUUGGAGUGGAUAUGGUGCUCGUUUCCUUUAUGAUAUGUCCUAUGGAACCAUUGCCAAAACCGACAAAACAUUGGAGAUUGAUAACAAUCCAGCGGGUGCCAAUACUUUGGUUGUUGAAGAUGCAUUCUUUGUAUAUCCCAACAACACUGUUAGUACAACCAUCAACAAAAGUCAAUUCUCACCGGUUCGUGGAACCAUUGAACAGCUGGAAAUCACUCAAGAUGGUAUCAACUUUAAAAUGUUCAAACUAGAUGGAUCAGAAGUCUACGGAAAGAGUCAACCAAACGAUGGUUGGUUGAAGAGAUUCUAUAGAUAUGCCAUAUCAAUUCCGGGUGGACAUUAUAUUAUUGCCGAUACAUUCACCAAACACUCGAGAUUUACAACUCAAAACCUCGAUAUUUCCGAAUUUUUCUAUUCCGGAUUGGAUAACCAAGAUCCAACAUCGUGUGGUCUCUACACCAUUACCAAUACAAUGAGUGUAAUCAAUGAUAAACUAAUGCAAAUCAAUCCAAUGUGUAGAAAUGUUGGUGAAACAUCUAAACCUCCUGUUGCCAGAGUGGCAGGAGAAGGUCUCAAUGGUAAUCCAAAGUUCGUCUAUGAUGGUAACAUUACAUUCAGUGGUGUAAUCUAUAAUCGUCGUGUAAGAGUCCGUUUCAAUGGUGGUCCAACUGAAACACCUGAUGCCAGAGCAUUCCUGUUGGUUGCCGCUGACAAUAGCACGGCAAUGCCCUCCACCAUUUCGAUGUCCAAACUUGCAUGCACUCAACUCGGUGCCAACACUAAAUGUCUAGAGGCAUCGGUUGACACCCAAUCCUACCGAUUGGAAUUCUCAUCGGAUUCCGAAGGUUACUCUCUAUCUUGUAUUCGACCAAAGGUUGGUGGUACCUACAGUAACGGUGUUUGUCAAUCCACCACCUCGACCACAACAACCACCGGUAGUACAUCGUCAGCGCCAGUUUCAACAACGGAUCGAACCACCACAGUUGGUGGUACCACUUCUGGUUCACCUACCACCACUGGGGGUGGAAGUACUCCAACCACCAACACUAACACUGCUGUACCAACAACAACAUCAACAACCACCCCACUAAAUGCAGCACCAAAUCUAUACACAAGACAUACCAACUUAUUAUAUAUCACAAUAACAAUCUUGGUAUCCAUAUAUUUGUAUCUUUAA
Heterostelium album PN500 is the source of this 3909-nucleotide messenger RNA. RefSeq lists its product as uncharacterized. The record is from RefSeq and is a predicted model, not a curated record. Bases 1 to 3909 code for a protein of 1302 amino acids. Lineage: Eukaryota; Evosea; Eumycetozoa; Acytosteliales; Acytosteliaceae. The transcript has 6 exons.